Molecule: messenger RNA, 1921 nt
Organism: Aspergillus ibericus CBS 121593
Lineage: Eukaryota; Fungi; Ascomycota; Eurotiomycetes; Eurotiales; Aspergillaceae
Exons: 5
Coding region: 320-1801 (493 amino acids)
Source: RefSeq, a predicted model, not a curated record
UUAGCUUUCUCGCAAAUUCCGAAACAACCAUUCGUUAUGCAGAUUGACUUGGUUCCUAGGCUGCUCGCAUGAUUGCAAUAUAAGGGUCAUGUCUUUGAUUUGUUGCAGCGACUAGAAGCUAGAGGAUGUUUCAGUCUUCUUUAAACAGGGACUUAGCAAGUCUGCUUUGAUUGGAGCGCAAAUGACUUGGCAUAGAGCGGGGAAAGUUGAUGCAACUCUGCCGCCAUCAUUCAUCCUAUAGAACUUAAUUACCCCCCAUGGGCACUCUUCUUGUUCGGUCUCCGAUUGUCUUCGUUGAAAUAACAUCUCACUCCUAGCAAUGGGCCCGACCUUGGGAAAUAACACUGCCGAAGUACAUGCGGUGACCGACCUGGACGAUGAACAUACACACGAUAGCCUUCUGUCUCUACGAUGGACCGUUGAGAGCGGCUGGUGGCGCCGAUCCAGCUAUGCAGGGUGUCUCCUGUACAAUGUCGGCUCCUUUAUGCUCCCUGCGUUGUACAGCACUCUAGUCAAGAUCUGGAUUGCGAACAUUGACUCUACCCUGGUGGUUACAACGGAUGUCUAUACCUAUAUCGGCACUGUUGCCGAGGUACUUAACGAAGGUCUUCCUCGUGCCGUCUGGGUGACUAUCGCCGAUCAAGUUACGCGGUCAUACGAGUCUCGUCUAGAACUCGCACAUACUCUGGUCGCAUUCCAAACAGUCCUCGGUCUGAUCAUGAGCAUAAUCCUCACCAGCGCUGCCAAAGCCUUCACGGCCACCUUCAUCCCGCGCGAGGCUCGGAAAGCAAGUAUUACCUAUGUUCAGAUUAGUGCAUUCUCAGCCCUCAGCUCUGCUAUAGAAGUUGCAGUAUCCAACGCGACAAGGGCCCUGGACAAGCCCGACGUUCCUCUCGUGAUUAGUUCGGUUAAGAUUGUCGUGAACAUUAUCCUGGAUCUCCUGAUCAUUUCCAAGUUUCAUGUGGGUGGCUGGUCUCCAAAUAUUAACAUGCAGGCUGCGAUUCGUCUGGGCUGUGACAUGGUCGCGGCUCUUACUGGCUUAGCAUACUUUAUCCAGACAAUAAACCGGUCCGAAGAACGUCGCAGCUGGCACUGGAUUGGAAGAUUUCCGACAUUUUCUGCCUUCUUAACGCUUCUCAAACCAGGCUUGAUCACCUUUGUCGAGUCGGCAGUGCGAAAUGCGCUAUACCUCUGGUUGGUUGCAGGAAUCGUGACUAUGUCCGCCGACUAUGCUACAGCAUGGGGAAUAUUCACUACAAUUCGAUGGGGUUUGAUUAUGGUGCCUGUUCAGGCACUGGAGGCUACGUCUCUCGCUUUUGUGGGGCAUUUCUGGGCUAUCUUUAAGGAAAAUGAUACAGAAUGUGGGCGUUGGAGAAAACUUGCAAUGGUCACGCGACCGGCUUUUCUCUCUGUUGGUAUAGCUUUAGCUAUCGAAGUACCCCUCUGCAUCCUUCUGGCUACGGUAGGAUGCAAACCGUUUGCAUACUAUCUAAGUCAAUCCGAAAGGGUUGCUGAGAUCACGGCUCAUAUGUGGCAGACGAUAGACUGGUGUUACAUUCUAUAUGCAAUCUCGACCCAGCUGGCCACCAUACUUCUGGCCACCCGUCCAAUGUGGUAUCUCGUGCAGAGUCUCAUUUCCAAUCUUCUUUACGUCCUUCCUUGGGCAAUUGUCUGCCAAUUUGCUCACCUUGAUCCUCAUAAUGCUUGGACUUAUCAUAGCCUCGUUUUUGGAGGAAGCCUGGUAUUUACGUUCUCGGAGAUUUGUUUAAUCAUUCUUCUGUGGUUUUGGAGAUCUCGAUAAAGCUCGCUGGUGCUAUACCCUCACCUGUACGAAGAACUUUAGGAUCACGUUACCAGUUUUUGUAUAAUAGCGUAAAGGUAUGUCAGUGUAGGUAAUUAAACAUAUCGUACAAGUCAAAUA